Messenger RNA from Neocloeon triangulifer, 3713 nucleotides. RefSeq names its product poly(ADP-ribose) glycohydrolase-like. Gene Ontology annotation, molecular function: poly(ADP-ribose) glycohydrolase activity. The record is from RefSeq and is a predicted model, not a curated record. The transcript is spliced from 9 exons. Gene Ontology annotation, biological process: ATP generation from poly-ADP-D-ribose; nucleotide-sugar metabolic process; carbohydrate metabolic process. Gene Ontology annotation, cellular component: cytoplasm; nucleus. Bases 214 to 1857 code for a protein of 547 amino acids. Lineage: Eukaryota; Metazoa; Arthropoda; Insecta; Ephemeroptera; Baetidae.
CUAGACUUUUCCCACGUGAAUUUGUCAAAACAACACAACCGCCGACUCAUAGAUAACGAAGUCUAGAGUGGAUUGGCGAGAUAUUCGCAAUGCUGGCCGGUCGAAGACUUUUCCAGUUGAUAUAAAACGAUGCUGCGGGAAAGUCUAGAGUCAAAAAGCUGAGCAACUCCGAACUCCGACCAACACGCCUUUCUCAUAGAUCUUUUGCGAUUGAUGCCCAGAAAUUCAAAGCCCACAAGAAAAGGAAAAAUGUCGUCAGGCAACUUUUCUCAAAGUACUCGCUGCGGCAGAGGAUAUCCUCGCCAGUUUCCAAAUACCCACAACAGGAUCAUUGGAAGUCCUACUGACAGUCCUUCAACCCCUUCUGCGAACCAAUCGCGCAGCUACACUGGACAAUACGGACACCAAGGUUCUCCAACUUCUCCGUCCUAUGCCUCUAUCUUCAGGUUCAUCUCGAUGCCCUUCCCGAUGAGGAACGGACUUUUCGACGUGAAUGGGAAAGUACCACACACUGUCCAAGAGAAAUGGGAGCUUCUGCAGAGUCUUUCAAACAUCCCGAAGAUGAAACUUCCAAUGACAAUGGCCAUGGAGACUUUGAUCAAGAAGCACACCAGCGGCUUCGGAGCCAACAUCAAAUUUGACCUUUUGCACGAAACCGUCGGCCAGCUGCCGAGGGGGUUGGUCCAAAGGUUUGACAGGUUCUUCCACGGGAUGAUCACAUUGGCGCAACAAUUGCCUUUCGUCCUGCAAAAGCCUGUGAUGCCCUUGGCCGCGGGUCAGAACGCAAGCAUCGUGCUGACCAAAAGGGAAAUUGCGUGUCUGCUGGCCAACGCCUUCUUCUGCACCUUCCCCUUCCGCGACUUCAUCAACAACCCCAACUACCCCCGCUACCCCAACGUCAACUUUGUCUCGUUGUUCCGCAAGAGGGACGGCCGCGCUGACAAGGCCAACGCCGAGAAGCUCAAGUGCCUCUUCGAGUACUUCGAAAAAGCCAACGACUUCCUCACCUCUCAGCGUGGCUUGGAAGAGGUCAAAUUCCAGAGGGUCUGUCUCGACUCAAAAGCAAUUCCCAAAUGGGAUUCCUCUCACACACCAAUGGAGAAGAUCUAUGUGGUGGACCCGAAUGAGAAAUUGGAGGAGGCGACUGGAUUGCAAGUCGACUUUGCCAACAAGAAAAUUGGCGGCGGGGUUAUUGGUCGGGGGUGCGUGCAGGAGGAGAUCAGGUUCAUCACUUGCCCUGAGCUGAUCGUGGCGCGGCUGUUCACGGAAGAGCUGCAGGAAAACGAGGCCCUGAUCGUGCAGGGCUUUGAGCAGUUCUCGUCCUACGAGGGCUACCAGGAGACCUUCAAACACACCGGCCCUUUCUCCGACCCCAAUUAUCACAGAAGGACCAUGAUCGCCAUCGACGCCACCGACUACACCAGAGCCCCGGACAAGAGGCAAAAAAAGCCUUUUUACAAAAGCUUAAUUCCGUUUGGCAGCUCCAAUGAUCAGGACAACGGACUUUACCAGUACGAGAAAGAGGCCAUCGACCGUGAACUGAACAAGGCCUAUGCGGGAUUCAAAUGCGACUCCUUUGCUCCCGAGGCUCACAUUGCCACUGGAAAUUGGGGAGGCGGAUGCUUCAAAGGUGAUCCAGUGCUAAAGGCCAAAAUCCAGCACCUGGCGGCGUCCCAGGCUGGACGGAAUCUGCUUUACUACCCCUUCCAUGACAACAACUUGAAGAACAUGGUGGAGAGUAAUGUGACUAAGCAAGUAAUGGUUUCCAAUGCAUACAAUGAGCUCCUGAAGUGGGCUAAUGAAAAGAAAAAGCACUUGGAGGAAAACUUGAAACGCACUCAAAAGUCACGCUUUUGACUGAGAGCAACAAAAUUGAUUCCAAUUAUUUUUAACUAAAUUAUUAAUUUAAGAAGUAUUUUUAUGAAACUUUUAAUAGUCAAUUGCUUUACAACAAGUCUUAAUACUUUCUGAUUCAUAAAUAGGUUACAUUGAUAAUAUUCGGAAGCACAAAUGUGUGCCUGAAGGUUCCUCUGUGAAAUUAAUUAACUGAUUAAAAAUUAAACAAAACUUUUAAAAGUCAGUUGUCAUUGCUGGGGCCAGUUGAAUUCUGUGCCGACCAGUUCGAAAAACCUUUUGUUGAGCGCGGAAAAGUGCCUCCUGAGUCUGGCCACGGCCGCAGGGUGGACCUCAGGGUGCUUGAGACCCUUGCGGUCGCCGAGGCAGUGGCCGGGGUCGUCGGGGCCUCUGCGCCAGCACAUGAAGCCCUUCUGUCGGCUGAAGAAGAAGUUCUGCUGUGAGAUGUGCGGCCGCAGGCCCAGGAAGCGCUCGACCCUGCGCAGCUGGCCUGCAGGGUCGGCGGUCAGGUCGCCGCACUCGACCACCAGGAUUUGCGCCCUGGGGAAGACCUCAAGCCACCUUUCCAGGUGGCGCGCGUACGAACUCGUCUUGAUGGCCGACCACGCCGUGUUGACACUCUCGAAGGUGCCGUCGCCGUCCUUGAAGGCCAGUCGCUCAAAGGUCAGGUUGUGGCGCUGGUAGCUGCCUCGGGCUCAGGUUAAAGCGAGGCAUUUCAAGCGAAAGGGUUUGUACCUCUGGACAAAGUCCGAAAUGGCCCUUUCGACCGGCUCCCGAACCGCCAGCACCAGUUUGAUGUCCUUGUUGAUCUCAAAAAUACGUCCUGGCGUGUCCCUGGACACAAAGUAGUUUGGCGACUUCUCGACGACCAGCUGCCCUGGCGCCGCCAAUGGCAUUUGCGACCUUUAAAGGGUUAGAAAGGUAAAAAUUUUUACAUCAAAUUCCAAUUGCUCUCAUCCAGAGGAUUCAAAUGAUGUGCUUGAAAUUGCAUUUGGGCCAAAACUUGGUGGAGAAAAUCAAAUUUGGAAAUAUUUCCAAGAUGGCGGCCAGCAUAAAACUGAAGUUGCUCGUAUUUCGAUUAAUUUUGGACCAAAAUUGGCCUUCCAACAUAAUCUCCAGUCUCGUCCAAUCGAGUUUUUUUCAAAAUAAGUGGUCGAAAAUUUGGUGGAGUAAAUCAAAUUUGAAAAAAUUCAAGAUGGUGGCCAUCAUUGAAAUUUAAUUGCUCGUCUUUCGGUUAAUUUUGAACCAAAAGUGGCCUUCCAACAUCAUCGGACUCGUCUCUAAUUGAGAGCUACUUGAAAAUGUGGGUUUUAUUUUGACCUGUACCAGUGGAGGCCCCUCGAGUACUGCCUCUCCAUGUUGAAGAAGUGGACCUCGAAGGGCGAGAUCUCGACGUCGGGGUGGAUGUUGAUGAACUCGAGCAGCGCCCUGGUGCCGCCCUUCUUCGCCCCGAUUAUGAUGCAGUCGGGCAGUUUGCGGAUUUUCUCGCCGCCGCCGAAUUCGUUUGCGUAGCGGCGCCGCAAGUUCGGCGCCACCUUCAGGUAGAUCUGCAGCAGGGUGAGGAAAACCGUGACGCUUGAAAUCAGCACGACCAAAAAAGAGCCGCGGCCGCGAAACAUGAUAUAAUGCACGCGUAGCCCAAGAACAAAUGCGUGGCCAAUGCAAAAAAGGGGGAAAGUGCUGACGCGGUGCAAUGCACUUUUAAUUGGAAGUUUAAAACAGCUAGAGGACUUAAAAUUUUCUGUUGUUUUACGACUGCCUUUGGUAUUUUUGCAAUAAAAGUAAAACAUUAAAUCUGAACUUUCCAGCAAAAUUUUGAGAAAGUGAGCAAGUUUCUUCCACACAAAAGCCAACAACUU